Fusarium vanettenii 77-13-4 is the source of this 2178-nucleotide messenger RNA. RefSeq lists its product as uncharacterized. NCBI's taxonomy places the organism in Eukaryota, Fungi, Ascomycota, Sordariomycetes, Hypocreales, Nectriaceae. The record is from RefSeq and is a predicted model, not a curated record. The transcript has 4 exons. Gene Ontology annotation, biological process: protein modification process. Bases 6 to 2144 code for a protein of 712 amino acids. Gene Ontology annotation, cellular component: P-body. Gene Ontology annotation, molecular function: hydrolase activity.
UCAAGAUGCACGUUCUAGUCACCAACGACGAUGGUCCUCCCUCGUCUCACGCCUCUCCCUAUGUGAGCUGCCUCAUUCAGCAGCUCAAAGGAGCCGGCCACACUGUCUCGCCUCUGUACUACCGUCCCUCAUCUGUCAUCCACGGUGAAGAUUCUGAGGGCACUACUCAUCAUCGUCCUUCACCUUCGGGAGAUGUUGAGGAGUGGAUUCUGAUUGACGGAACGCCUGCUUCGUGCGUCCAGAUUGGUCUUCACCACUUCUUCCAGGACCGAGGACCGAUCGACCUUGUUGUCAGCGGACCCAACUAUGGCAGAAACACCACGGCCGUCUUUGCUUUGAGCUCGGGAACUCUUGGAGCUGCACUUGAGGCUGCUGUUUGUCAGAAAAAGGCCAUUGCAUUGAGCUUUGCCUUUUUCACCCGAAACCACGAUCCCGUCAUUAUUGAGGCAGCUUGUCGACGUAGUGUCAAGGUUAUCGAGGCUUUGUACAAGCAGUGGCCUACGGACGGCAGUGCAGAUCUCUACAGCGUCAAUGUGCCUCUCGUGGAAGGUCUCGAGAACAAAAAGGCAAUCUGGACAAACAUGCUUCAGAACUACUGGAGAGAAGGUGGCUGCUUCCAGGAGAUUGAGGGUGAAGCUGGGGACGAAAAUGAGGAGGAGGAGAGAAUACGAGAGGGUAUUGGAGGAGAAGUAGAUGAUGCUGGGUCGUCUGCCCGCAAAGGACAUGCCCAUAAGCACUUCAAAUGGGCACCUAGGUUUACCGAUGUUUACAAGAGUGUGGAAGAGUCCAAGCCAGGCAACGACGGAUGGGCUGUCAAAGAGGGACUGACAAGUGUCACUGCCCUCAAGGCCAACUUUAUGCAUGAUUCUGAAGAGUCCAACCAGAAGGAGCUAGAACUUUCAGGUUCAGAGGUGGCCAUUCGGCCAAAGAGUGCGGUUCAAGCCAUCGUUUCUUACGAGGAUUCUUAUGUGCAACCUCUCAUUCUGUCCGCCAUCGAAUCUCUAUUCCCUGGCGUCUUGGACGUGACCACUAAAGAACAGUCGUCCCUUGCAGAGUUUGGCGAUGAAAAGGUGCUCCAGAUCACUGCCUACGAGUCUAUUGACUUUGAGUAUGCUGCCAGCCACGAAAAGACGUCUCUCAUCAACAGCUACAUGAUUCGAAAGGCUCUUAUCCGGAAGCACUAUCUGUCGACAACCGUGGAUCACUGGAUUGCCAAGAAUCCGUCGUCCAUCCUCAAGCAGCACGUCAAGCGGAGUGAUGCAUUCGAGGUUGACUUUGCCGAGUUUCUAGAUGAUGCUCUGGUGGAGGCGUUUGACCUCCGGGAGAGCAUGGAACGAAACGAGGAGAAGCCUGAUGAUAAGGAAUGGUGGAUCCUGAAGCCAGGAAUGAGUGACAGAGGCCAGGGUAUUCGACUCUUUAGCUCUAUGGAUGAGCUCCAAGCCAUCUUUGAUGCCUGGGAAGAAGAUCAGCCUGACACUGACGAUGAGCUCGAGGCAGAUGACGACAACGGCGACGGUAUCAUGACAUCUCAUCUACGCCACUUUGUUGCACAGCCCUACAUUCAUCCGCCCCUUUUGGUUGAAGGCGAGAGCCGCAAGUUUCACAUUCGAACUUAUGUCAUGUGCACUGGAAGCCUCAACGUCUGGGUGUACAAGCACAUGCUGGCCCUCUUUGCUGGCAAGCCGUACACUGCGCCGGCAGAUGCUCCAGAAGACAUUGAGUCGUUCCUCACAAACACAUGUCUCCAGGACUCGCCCAACGAAAACACCGUCCGUCGUUUCUGGGAUCUGCCCCUGUCAAAGGAGACACGGGAUGGCAUCUUUACUCAGAUCUGCGAUGUGACUGGCGAGGUCUUUGAGGCGGCAGCCAAGGCCAUGCCCAUUCACUUUCAGACACUACCAAACGCUUUUGAAGUGUUUGGUCUCGACUUUCUCAUGGAUGCCAAGGGAACUGCUUGGUUACUCGAGGUGAAUGCGUUUCCUGACUUUAAGCAGACUGGGGGUGACCUCAAGGAUAUCGUCUCUGGGUUCUGGAAGGGGGUAUUGAGACAUGGGGUUGCACCAUUCUUUAACAUCUCGCCAAAGGACCAGGAUGGUGCCGAGGACAUGGUUCUCGUACGAAAGCUUGAUCUUGGUAGAGGUUGAGUAGGAGUCUAAAAGUUAUUGUUUUGUCUCGGCG